Molecule: messenger RNA, 1626 nt
Organism: Scophthalmus maximus (turbot)
Lineage: Eukaryota; Metazoa; Chordata; Actinopteri; Pleuronectiformes; Scophthalmidae
Exons: 3
Coding region: 19-582 (187 amino acids)
Source: RefSeq, a predicted model, not a curated record
GAUGCCAAUGGCAGCGACAUGAGUGGAGCCCAACAGGACCGAGCCAUGACAGCAGACAGCCUCCGUCUGAACGGGACCACAGCGUUGGGUCUGCGUGACGAGGAGAUGGACACGGCGGCGUUCGAGUUCAAAGUGUUUAAUAUUGUCAUCAUUGCUCUGGCCUUGUGUGUCCUCACUGUCACCGGCCUGUACUGCAUCAUCGUCUGCUACAACCGCACCAGUGCAAUUAGUACCAUCUCCUUCAUCAGGCAGUCGAAGCGAGCCCAUGUGUAUGAGAGUGCAGUGACCCGAGGAGACCCGGUGGACCCAGUGGCGGUCAGAGCGGUGAAGAGGUCGACCAGCUUCAUCAACCCUCUCACCUUCCUCAGGAAACCGGAGGCGGCGAAGGACAACUCCAGGAUCUAUUACAUCUACAGUAACCCGCUGCCUGUCGGGGUGAAGGAGGAGGAGGAGGAAGUCAACGUCCCACAGAGGUCAGGGGAGAAGACUGCAUGGCCGCUGCCCCUGUCCAUCCAAGAGUACGCCAGCGAUCCAAACAGUGGCAUCAUCCUGGACCCUCCCGUGUUUUACAUGCAGCUUUAGAGGUGCGUGGUGAACAGUUGGGCCUUGUCGGAGGAUCCUCGGUGUGAGCCGUGCAGCUGUGUGUCACCAGCUGUAGGGUCAUUUAAAGGGCCACGCCGCAGAACAUACACAUUCAGUUCAGUUUAUAUGUAUCGGGGAGUAUCACUGAGCAGGUCAUCGCUGCAUGGGCUUGGAGACUACAAGUUUAUAACAAAAGGUUGUUGCUAUAUUAAGUUUGAAAGAUGUCGGAGGGGAAGUAAACACACUUCGUGUUAAGUGUUUUAAAAGCAAAACCCACACUCGGGACUAAAAUUCAAUGUAUUGUAUUUUAGCCACUACUGCUUCAAUUGUAAUUAGGGUUAGUCUGUCAUCUUUAUGAAAUUUUAAUAGUAAGUCAUUAGAGAACGCCAGGGUAAAUAUAAACUGUGAUCACAUGCAGUCUUCAUAAUUCCAAUUUUUUUUUUACUUCAUGUAAAAUGACUACACUUUCCUACUGAAGAAACUUUCACAGCAUUUUAUGCAGGACAUUUUUUUCCUGCAACACAGUAGUAAAGACAUUCAAGUGAUUCAAGAGUUUCGUUGAUCUUUAAUAAAACUGCCGAUACAAUGUGCUUUACAAAAAGAAGCCGAGAGUGCGAGACACAGCGAAAGAUGAGGAAUACAAACAAUUAUCACUGCAGGGCGAUCCAUCGCAAUGCGAUUGGACCGGUCCUCAGACAAUUGGCUGGGUCUCUCUGACCAGCCACUCCAGUGCCUCCUUCCUGCCCUGCCUCUCCAGCUCUGCUCCCACCACCUCCCGGCACUCCCUGUGGUACUGGUUCACCCAGUCCCGCUGCAGGACAGUAAAGGGAGGGUCAAACCAUUAGGACACUGUUUAAAUAGUGCACAACAUACAAGGCAUAGCUGGAAAUGUCAAACAUUCAAAUCCAUAGUUUAUUUCCAUGUAGCUCAUAUUAGGCUAAACUGCUCAUAUUGUUCCCCACGGAAUGUGAAGUAAGCUAAAUGUUGUGUUGCUGAAUAUGAAGUGUUCCUGAUAUUACCAAUAAAGAUCAAUUUUAAAUUUCA